Lates calcarifer (barramundi perch) is the source of this 1167-nucleotide messenger RNA. RefSeq names its product H-2 class II histocompatibility antigen, A-U alpha chain. The coding region runs from base 113 to 766 and encodes 217 amino acids. Gene Ontology annotation, cellular component: MHC class II protein complex; membrane. Gene Ontology annotation, biological process: immune response; peptide antigen assembly with MHC class II protein complex; antigen processing and presentation of exogenous peptide antigen via MHC class II. NCBI's taxonomy places the organism in Eukaryota, Metazoa, Chordata, Actinopteri, Centropomidae. The record is from RefSeq and is a predicted model, not a curated record. Gene Ontology annotation, molecular function: MHC class II protein complex binding. The transcript has 5 exons.
UUGUGUUGUACGGAAGUCCCCUUGGAAUAUGAAUCAUGUAGUGAUUUGGUAGAGAUGAGCUGCAGGCAGUGAAACCUUCCCAGUUUGGUGUUUGUCGUACCUGAAAUGCAACAUGACGAGGGACCUGUUCCUGGUACUGCUGCUUAUUUGUCUUCCAAAAUGCAUUCAAGGUAAACAUUUGCUUCGCUUUUUGACCUUUUGUCAAAAGGAUGUGGCGGGUGAUGGCCAGUAUGACAUUGAAUAUGAUAGUGAUCAGCUCCUCUAUGUUGAUCCUAUCACCUAUCGGGCAGUUCCACGCCUCCCCGAGUUUGCAGAGCAGUGGAUCCCAGACCCUGGACUGGCCAAAGACACAUAUGUGUCCCUGGGUACCUGCAAGUACAAUAUCCCACGUGCCAUAAAAGGAGAAAAUAGUCCUCCAGAGGCCAUAGUUAUUCCUACCUCCCUGAUCUACCCAAAACAGGACAUGGAGAUUGGAGUUCCCAACACCCUUAUCUGCUUUGUCAACGACUUCCAUCCGCCUGUAGUUGACAUCACCUGGACCAGAAAUGGGCAGUUUGUGGACCAGAGUGAAGUCAGCCAAACUCAGUACUACUCCAACAGCGACUUCAGCUUCCGGACAUCAUCAUACUUGAAUUUCACGCCGCAGGAGAACGACAUCUACUCCUGCAGUGUGGGCCACAUCAGCCUGCAGGCGCCUCUCACCAGAUUCUGGGCUUCUUUCAACAUCUUGGAGCAUACUACAUUCAUCUUGAAGGAAACAAUUUGAUAGGUUCACAAACCAUCACGCCUUUCACCUCACCUGACCUGUAAGGUUGAAGUACACACAGACCACCAGACUGUAGCGACAGCAGUGUGUGUUUGUGGUGUAAUCCUGGGGCUGAUUGGAGUUGUCACAGGACUCUGGUUCAUCAUGAAAGCCAACAAGUACCACUGGGUUUAACACAUCAAGACAAACACCUGAAAUUCGAUGUCAGAUGUGCAACAUAAAAAAAAUGAAAAUUUAGAGGCGUUACCCAUCUAUUGCAAUAUUGUAGCACAGCAUUGGGCUUGUUUGUCAUGUGCACAUAAAGGAUGGAGGAGGGAAGUUGAAAAUGUCUGUUUCUGUUUUUUAUACCACAUGUGAAAGUACACACGAAAGACACUGAAAUAAAGAGAACAAAUCCAUGA